Molecule: messenger RNA, 4328 nt
Organism: Exophiala oligosperma
Lineage: Eukaryota; Fungi; Ascomycota; Eurotiomycetes; Chaetothyriales; Herpotrichiellaceae
Exons: 1
Coding region: 325-4164 (1279 amino acids)
Biological process (GO): RNA processing
Cellular component (GO): cytosol
Molecular function (GO): protein binding; mRNA binding
Source: RefSeq, a predicted model, not a curated record
CGUCUGGCCUUCUGACAUACAAACUGCUCGGCUUCGAACAUCGACUGCCCUUGUGUUAGGUCUGCUUCUGCUAUACCCAACGUCGCACAAAUCAGCUGUGGCCUCUGGUGGACUGCUCAACCUCCCCUUCCUCUUUGCUGUGCUGUGUAUGCGCCGCCUGAACACAGCCUGUUUCUUAUGUGCGAGGGCCAACACUGAGGUCCAUCUCGAUGGCCGCAAUAUCGAUCACAGACGAUACAGAUAAAUCAUUCGAAAGUAUUGAAGAAGACACAAUCACUGUCUGAGUUGGGUGCCUGAUCGUUUGGUAGCCCUUCGCGCACAAACAUGGACAUCAAUUCACUGCUGUCUCCGUCAGAAACACCGCGUUCAAAUUCGUUGACUCCAACAAGUGCGGAAUCGGUGAAAUCUCCCUUCAAGCAUGUCCAGCGGACGCAUACUGGCACAGGCAGUCAACUUGCCGCAAGUUCACCUUUGUCACGGUCGAUCCUUCCACCCUCCAGUAUUCCCGCGCAUGUGAGAAGUCCUUCGCAACAGCCAUCCCACUCAUCGCCUCUGAUCAGUCCUGUUCCAGCUGCCACACUCUCUGGGCAUUUCUCACGCUCCUCAUCGUCGCAAAACAUCGAGACUCUGGCCGAGCUGGGAUCUCACUCGCACCCGUCGAAAACAACUCCUCCAAUCCUGUCGAGUCACGAUUCCUCUGACUCCCAGAAAUCAUCCGCUGGCCUAUUUCCUCGUUUGACCUCUGCUGGGUCGACCUCCAACCCCCGCGCCUCGUUCGAUAUCGCCAUGGUCGAGACACCUCAACAAGUCCUGCGGGUCGACUAUUCCGAGACUUCUCUUUCACUAGAGUCACAAGAGAGACUGGCGGAAUUGGUCGCCUACAUUCAAGAAAUGCCAUCAAUGUAUGAGGCUCACAAGGAAAUCAUCAAAAUUCUACACCAAGGCUUUGUCGAUCACAUUUAUCCCUCGUCAAGUCCCAACGCUCGCAGAGAUCCUCGAACGUAUGAAUUGCUCUCCGAGUUGCGACAGGCUCGAGAAAACUUUGACAAGUUGUUCGCAGUUGGGGAAGAGCAAUGGCUGGACUGGCUUCAGGACGAAAGCAUCCUUGCUCAAACCGCCGAAGAGCGUGUGAAUGUCGUGGACAAAUGCCGCCGAGCAGUUGAGGAAGAGCAUGGCAGCGCCCGUUUAUGGAUCACCUAUGGUGAUUGGGUAUUACAUUGCUACAAAUGGGCGCUUGAUCCUCCUACCGAUAUCGAGGGAGAAAAUGGUGAGGCUGAACGACUCGUGGGUCGCGAGGUCUUCGACUGGAAGCUUGUCCUCGAUAUCUGGGACAAGGCGAUCCAUUCCACAAAACACGACAUGGCUCAGAGUCAUGAGGUCUGGGAUAAAUACAUGAUUGUGAGAUUCGGAGAUGUUGGUCAAAAGCUGUCGCCAGCUGAUACUGCAAGCGCUCUCGACUUAUUCCAGGCCCGACUUCGCGUUCCCCACGCCAUGUGGGAGCAAACCUUCCAGUCAUUCUCUUCCUUUAUCUCUGCCAAUCUCCCCGCAGAGUACGAGACCAUCAUGUCCGCGACACUAAGGGAAUCAUCCACGGCCAAGGAGAUAUUUGCGGAGCGAGAUACUUUUGAAAGUGCGCUUCGGCAAGCUCAGGACAAUGCCGAUCAGGCGCUAGAAUACUCGACUUUCGACCAAUACAUUGUCUUUGAGCGCACCGAGCAGGAGAAGGUCACGAAGAGACGUAACAUCAAGGGCAAACGUCACAUCAAAGUCGUAGAAAACACGGAGUUUGACAUGGUUGCAGCCCUCUACGCUAGAGCCGUGCUUCGUUUCCCAGCAGUUGUUACUAUUUGGGAAGCACAUUUUGACUAUCUAGUGGAGAGGUCAAGGUCUGAUCUACUCCCGCUACUUGGACGAGCUACGAAACAUUGCCCGUGGUCUGGAGCGCUUUGGAAGCAGUAUCUGCUGACAUCGGAAAUUGCAGAAGUGGACUUUGAUGAGACUGAAAAGAUCAAACACAAAGCCACAAGUACUGGGCUCCUAGACGCUGCAGGAGUUGAUCAAGCCCUAAUUAUCUAUGAUGCUUGGUGUGGCUAUCUUCUCCGACGCACGAAGCGACCGGAGGCGACGGAAGAGGAUGCAGAUGUCGCUGAAAUGGGUAUCAGGUCAUCUAUCGAGGCGGUGCAAAGCCUUGCAUCAAAACAAGGCUCCAGUCCCGAUUUUGAUUCUUCAUUCAGGUUACAGAGGAAAUAUGUCGAGUAUCUCAAGUCGCAAGGCCGUUUCGACAAUGCUCGAGCACAGUUCGAUGACGCCGUAGCAGAUUUCGGGAAGUGCUACAAAUUCUGGCUAACUUUCUACGAGUUUGAGUUGCAGAAAAGUGUGCAGAUGGCGUUCAUACAGCAUGGUGGUGGGGAGCGCCUUUCGACACUUUGGUCGGCUCCAUUCGCCGUCGGAGUUCUAAAACAAGGACUUCAGUACCCGGGGUUGGACGAACCCGAACACCUUGUAGAUGCACUCUUGGACCAUUGCGAGGAUUGUGAAGAUGCGGACGAGCUGCAACAUGCACUGGGUCUUGCACGUAAGGUACAGAAAGAUGUCGUCGAGAGGAAGCGCUUGGAGGCCUUACAAGCAGAAAACAUUGCACUCUCAUCACAAAAGGCUGAACAACAAGCAUCCAGCCGUACUGAGGACGUUGCGAAUGGUCUCCACAUUGGUAAACGGAAACGGGAAGAUGAUAUCCAAGAGACUGAUAACAAGAAACGAAAUACAACCGCGGAUGAGAUGCAGCAGUCUGUUGAAGACACUCUCGGGCAAGAUGAGCUGCUUAAACGUGAUCGCGAGCAUUCCAGUAUUUUGGUACGCAAUCUGCCGGGCAAUGUCCACGAAAACAAAAUCCGACAGUUCUUCGACAGCUGUGGCGUCGUCAAGCACGUGAAAUAUUUGGCAGAGGAGAACAGCGCUGUUGUAGAGUUCGAGGAUGCAGACGCCGCGGCGUUCGCUCUGUCCAGAGACGGUCGAGAAUUUGAGGGAGCCGAACUCUCGGUGGUGCUGAACACUGGAUCGACCCUAUACAUCACCAAUUAUCCCGCCACAGCUGAUGACGCCUUCAUCCGAAACCUAUUGCGACCGUACGGCGAGAUCAUCAGUGUGCGCUUUCCGUCCUUGCAGAAAAACAAGCGACGUAGAUUCUGUUAUGUCGAGUUCAAGCUUCCAAGUGAAGCACGUGCCGCAACCGAACUGGAUGGCAAGGAAGUUGAUGGCUUGCAGAUUGUAGUCAAGGUCUCAAACCCGGCAGCUCGACAUGCAAGAACUGAGACGAAUGACGACGGGAGGAAGAUAUUCGUCGGACAACUGCCGUUCAAAGCCAAAGCGGAUGAGGUCGAAAAAUUCUUCUCGCAAUUCGGAACGCUGGAAAACAUCCGAGUGCCUCAAGAUCUAAAUGCGCGAAAUCGAAUUCGUGGCAUCGCAUUUCUUACUUUUGCGACUGCAGACCAAGCGCGAGCUGCACUUGCUAUGCACGAGCAUGAAUUCAUGGGGAGAAAGAUCACCGUUUCACAGGUCGAAGAGAAAGGCCGUACUACCAAACAAGGUUCACGCUUUUCAAAGUCGCCGUCGGUACAGAUCAACGGUGAAGACGGAGCCAACGCCUCCGCCAAAAAGAAAAGUUCUCCCAUUGAAGAUCGAAAACAGCGGACGGUUGCUAUUGCCGAUGUGCCUGACACUGUAAAUGAGAGUCGAAUAAAAGCCAUGGCUGAAAAAUGUGGUCCAGUGCGCAAGGUUGUUCUCAAGACGAACCACCAGGGUGCUCUGAUCGAAUUUGAGGGGAUAGCCGACGCAGGCCGGGCAAUGAUGGAGCUAGACGGGCAUGAGAUUGAUCCUGGCCGACGAAUCCGGGUCACAACCGAGGGUGAAAUGCUCCGACAGAAAGCUGAGCACAAGGAGGAACAGUUCGCGAAGCGACCUGCCGCAGGUCGGUCUACAAACCCUUCAGUGCAAGGCCCUGUCCGGCGUCCGCAGCAGCCUGGUGGCCGAAAAGGUGGACAUCUAGGCCAGAGAUCUGCCUUUCUGGCCCAGAUUGACCAGAAGAGCCGAAUGGCGACAGACACAGCGCUACAGAAUGGAAAGAGGACGAACGACGAUUUCCGGAACAUGCUGAAAAAGGAAUGAGGGAUCCCGGUGGUCGUGGCUCUUCUAUGUAUAUGUUUGAUUCUUGGUGGUUUGAUCAAAACAAUUGACACUCCGAGUCUGUAUUAUGGUAAUGUUCAAAACGCCAUCUCGACGUGUGUAAGAUUAGAUCAAAAUAUAAUACUCGUACGAUUCUCAUCAAACAG